GUCAGCCACUGCUGGGAGAGCAGAUUAUGAAGCGGAGCUCAACUAGCGGCAGUCUCCUCUCAUUGUCUCAAUGGCUGCACACGCGUUCCUCCUCUGCUCCCUCGCCUUGCUGUCUGCUCUCAGCCGGCCCGGGCUCUCCUUCACUGAGGAAGAGCUGCAGCCGGGACUCAUCUAUGAAGAAGUGCCUGAAAUCCUGGACAGAAGCAAAGAGAAUCCCAAACAAGCAACAAGAGUCACAUCAAGUCAAGAUGGUGGGUACGGCUUAGAAAGUGAAGAGGUUUUUUUGACGCCUGAGGAUGAAAACCCACUCAGGAGAAUACUGCAGCCUUUUAACUGGCAUCAGCCAGGGAUGUCUCACAGUAAGAGGAAGCUGCUCCAGUCUCUGAUGGGGCCUUAUGGCCCUCUGAGUGUGUCUUACAACGGGAAGACCUGCAUUCUGUUUAAGGCAAAGCGCUUGGCAAUCCGCUACAGAAACCAUACCUUCAUUGAUCUGACCGAGAGGGUCUUUAACACCAACUCACCUGUGGACACUAAAGGCUCCGUCUGCACCAAGGAGAAAGCUACCCUUUCACUGAGGUUCGGUGAUGUGGAGGAUCUACGAGGUCUAGUGAUCAGGCUUCAGAUGUCCAAUACUUUUUAUGAGGCAGCUGGGCAAAACUGGUUCACACUAGACAGUGUUCACAUCCACUACAACUGGACCCAGGAGGCUACCUUCAACGCCAGCGAGGUCUACGCUCCUGCCACCUCAUCCUACCAUUGCCAGCACGUCAGCAGCCUGCACAAAUAUGACACCCUGCUAGUGCCCAGCUCCCACACUGACACAUCCGCUAACUGGCACAUCACUUUCACUGAUUUCCAGAUCCAGGCCUUCAAUGUGCAGUCAGACAAGUUCGCGUCAGCCAGCGACUGCGCCACUUUCCUGACGCCGGCCAUCCUGAUGGGCUUGGUGACAUCGUUGAUCCUGCUCCUCGUCUUAGCCUACGCCCUGCACAUGGUGGUACACCUUAAGCACAUUGACCGCUACGAGGAGCACAAGGCUACUGUCUACUUUCCCCGCAGUCCGGAGGCCGAGUUGCCCGACAAGAACAGCCUGUGAAGGAAAAAAGAAGAGCUGGAGGACGAAAGGGGAAGAGAGGGAGAGAGAAAGCUGAGAAGCAAGGCUGAGGGGAGAGCAAGUGAAUGCAAGAGUGAAAAAGUAUCCUCCACUGAAUAUUUGUUCCACAAAAUGACAACUUUGCCUGUUCAUAUGAAAACCUUGUAAGUCUUAACUACUUUAAGUAAAUGCAGACCGUGGUUGGAUACUUUUUCUUCUUUCCUCAUUGACCUGCAUCUUGGCAUCUAUAUUUCGAAUAAGGCCUCUCCCUGAGAGAUGGUUCCUGGUCCUAAUGUUAAAGGUCAUGGACAGUCCCAGGGCCCUGAAGGGCAACAACGUAUACAGGCCUUUACCCCAGCCAGCCAUUAAAACCACAACAGGCUAGCAACUGUAGCUAAUACAGCUAACAUCAGAUGCUCCUGAUUAAAUGUAUGUACUACAUGGCUCACAAGUGUCAUAUUACAAGCUUUCAUCACACUCAUUGUCCUUCCAGCUUUCAUUACAGUGUACUUUGUCUAAUACUGCUGCAAGAAAUAUAUACUUCAAACAGCCAGUUUUAUAGCUGAAAUAGCCGUAUUAGCUGCAUGCCAUAAAAGGCUGGUCAAUCCAGGCUAGCACAGUGUUUCCCAAUGAUAAGGAUUACAGGGAGUCUUGCAUGAGUGGCAGUAUAAAAUAAUUAAAUAUGGCACAAAGUAGAAGGAGCUUGAAAAGCUUUUGAGUGUAAGCGAAGGAAAAUAUCGGGAACCACUGGUCUAGCAUCUGGCUGGAGUGAAUGGACCAGCACCAUUGGCCCUUCAGAGCCUCUGGCAUCUCUCACCUCACCCCUGAACAAGACUGCUGCUUGGGACUUAACUGUGAAACGGCCUUUUACAGACCAGCCAGACAAAGGGGGUUCUAUAAACUAGCACAACAUUGGUUAGUCGCGAAAGCACUAACAACAAACUAUCAAAGACUAUACAAGGAACUAUGCUGCACAAGACGGCCCGUCUGAGGGCACGGCAGGAACGUGAGUCUUGGGAUGACUUGGCUCUCUAAGAGUCAAGUGUUUGGACAAGGGAGGCCAUGGAUCCUCCAUCCACACCACUGGAUUUGACUGCCAAAGUGAAGCUACAAAGGAGUUACCAUAAAAUAUGGUGAGAGACAGAGUGAGACAAUGUGAAAAUUGAAA
This is a messenger RNA of Lates calcarifer (barramundi perch), 2261 nucleotides long. It is a transcript of the gene atp6ap1lb, whose product is annotated as ATPase H+ transporting accessory protein 1 like b. The record is from RefSeq and is a predicted model, not a curated record. Gene Ontology annotation, cellular component: proton-transporting V-type ATPase complex. The coding region runs from base 71 to 1096 and encodes 341 amino acids. NCBI's taxonomy places the organism in Eukaryota, Metazoa, Chordata, Actinopteri, Centropomidae. The transcript has 7 exons.